AUAAAUAAACAGCUCCGAUGCUAACGUGGAAGUCUCGGGGGCUAACGAGGACAAGUGUGGUGGUGGUACAAACGCUCGAACUGCAACCAGAGGAAGAAGAGAUAACAUAAAGUAAAGACUAAAGAAAGAAGAUGGGGAAGGCCACGGACGUGGCAGCAGCAUCAUCAUCAUCAUCAAGCCAUAGAAUUGCCAGCAACAGCGCAGAAGAAGAUUCUGAUCAAUCAAAGAAUCCAUCGUUUCCCGCUGUUAAUAUCUCUUCACGCAAUGCCUCCUCCAAAUAUGACUUUGUGAAGGUAAAAGUGUGGCUAGGCGAUCACGCCGAUCAUUACUACGUCUUGUCCAGAUUUUUGCUCAGCAGAAUGCUGACUGUUACUAAGAUUCCGAACCAUGUCGCUAUUAAAAUUGCUCUUGAACUUAAGAAGCUGCUCAUUGAUAACAGCCUUCUCGAUGUGUCUCAAACUGAUCUGGAAGCUAACCUAUUUAAACUUAUGGAGCGGCGGGGUUAUGGAGAGGAGUACAUAAAUCGUUACAAGAUGAUGACAAGAUUUCACCAUCAGAGGGUGCCAUUGGUAAUUCUUGUUUGUGGAACGGCCUGCGUCGGGAAGUCUACGAUAGCUACACAACUUGCACAGAGGCUGAAUUUGCCUAAUGUCUUGCAGACAGAUAUGGUGUAUGAAUUGCUACGGACAUCAACAGAUGCACCAUUGGCAUCUACUCCUGUGUGGGCACGAGAGUUCAGCUCUUCUGAGGAGCUAAUUACUGAGUUUUGUAGAGAAUGCAGAAUUGUUCGUAAAGGCUUGGCUGGUGAUUUGAAGAAAGCAAUGAAAGAUGGAAAACCAAUUAUCAUUGAGGGGAUACAUUUGGAUCCAAGCAUUUAUUUAAUGGAUGAAGAAAACAAGUCAUCUGCUAACAUGCCAGAAAAACAUAAGGAAGCAACUCCUCUAUCUCAGACAGAUAAUGAUCCUGAAAAACACAUGGAGGAUAUUCAUAAAACUGUUAGUGGAAAUCAUAAUGAACGUAGUAACCACACUCAUGGGGAUGUAAGUUUGGAAGAGGGGAACUCAGGUGACCAGGUGAAUCUCCAAAAUUGUCAUGAAUCUGGUAACACCGCAGGAGGUAUUUCCGACAAUAAAGAUAUUAAAAGAGACAGAAACGCUUCUGUUAAGAAAGAAAAGUCUGGUCCUGAUCCAAUAAUUAUACCCAUAGUUCUUAAGAUGGCAGAAUUUGAUCAUAAGGCGUUACUUGAGGAGUGGAUUUUGACGCGCACAUAUAGCGAGAAAUGCCCAGUUCAGGAUAAAGAAAGGCUAAUUGCCAAUCUAAAAACCAUUCAGGGCUAUCUUUGCUCUUUUAAGUCACAGGGUCUGACUGUUGUCAAUAUAUCCGCGACAACAUUCCCUCAAACACUUGAUUGGCUGCAUGGAUAUCUUCUUCAGUGCAUUGAACAAGGUAUUUCAUCAGUGUCCAGUGAAAGGGGUAGGCAGCCAGCUGAAAAGUAGGUCGCAUACAGAUGUUAGCUUGAGCAGUGGCUGAAACUGGGUGAAGAAUUUUGGUUUUUUAAGUGUUGAAAACAACUGGAUGGGUAGUGUCCAAAAGCAAAUUAAAAAAAAAAAAGCUUCUAGCAAGUACAUUGAAUUCGCAAGCUUCCAGUGAGAUAAAGGCUACAUGAAGUUUCUACUGUUGUUCAUGGGACCAACCAAUCUCUAGCUUCUUCAAUGGCAGAACUUGCCUUUUCCAUGAUUUAGUUACCCCCUCUGCUAGAAUGGGCUCUGGGAACUGCUCACUGGAUCAGGUAAAUUAAGGCAUCGUUCUAUUGUUAAUGGUGCUAGUCCUUGGGGAUAGAUGAAAAUGGGCAUGGAGAAAUAAUCACAGUGCAUUUGUAACCUUAUUAUGUCUGAUUGAAACACUAUAAUUUAUGCAAUUCUCAAAUGGCGUUUAUCCUUCC
Ricinus communis (castor bean) is the source of this 1942-nucleotide messenger RNA. RefSeq lists its product as uncharacterized. Lineage: Eukaryota; Viridiplantae; Streptophyta; Magnoliopsida; Malpighiales; Euphorbiaceae. The record is from RefSeq and is a predicted model, not a curated record. Bases 132 to 1496 code for a protein of 454 amino acids. The transcript is spliced from 16 exons.